This is a messenger RNA of Serendipita indica DSM 11827, 1449 nucleotides long. Lineage: Eukaryota; Fungi; Basidiomycota; Agaricomycetes; Sebacinales; Serendipitaceae. The record is from the annotation of a GenBank genome assembly.
AUGUCCCGCCCAGUCGUGCCCACAAAGACGCCCACGCUCGCCAAUGCGCCCAUUCUGGGUCUUGCAGAGGGCAGCUCGUCCUUUUCAAACUACCAUCUCGCUGCCCUCGUCCUCGGUGUCCCCUGGGUCCUCAAGCGCAUCCUCCCAAUCGUCAGUCGCGGCGGUUUCUACACCUACUGGUCUCUCGUCUUGAUCACAGGUGUCCCCGUCACAAUCGCCUACUGGAUGCUCAUGUCCAGAAUUGGUGCACGCGUCAACGAGCGCGUCCCCCUCCCCGGAAAGGACAUUGAAGAGUAUAUCGACAUCAAAGACGUCGAACUCAAAAAGGACUAUCACGGCAAGAACAAGAUUCCCAUGCAAGUCUUCCACGACGCCUACUUUGAUGGAAAAAUCGACUUUAAGGGUGAUGUUCUCGAGAUUAUGGAACAACGUCACGACUGGGCCUCGUUCCAGAUGACCCCCGAGCUCUUCAAAUAUGUCCUGUUCAACCUCAUCCCAGAGGUCAUUGUCCACUCUCAAAACCAAGACGAGGAGCAAGUUCGCGAUCACUAUGACAGAGGUAACGACUUUUACGGCUGGUUCCUUGGCCCUCGCAUGAUCUACACCUGCGGCAUUGUUCUCGACCUCGAAAAGGAAGAAACUCUCGAACAACUCCAGGACAACAAGCUCACCGUCGUCUGCGAAAAGCUCGGUCUCAAGCCCGGUGACCGUCUGUUGGACAUUGGUUGCGGAUGGGGCACCCUCGUCGCAUUUGCCGCAAAGAACUAUGGUGUCGAUGCUACCGGUGUCACUCUCUCUCGCAACCAGACCGCAUUCGGAAACGCCCGCAUCAAGGCCAAUGGCGUCGACCCCGCACAGGCACGCAUUCUCUGCAAGGACUUCCGUGAUGUCAAAGAUGGACCGGGAUCGUUCACCAAGAUUGUCUCGCUUGAGAUGGCAGAGCACGUUGGUAUUCGUCGAUAUGGUCAAUUCCUGCGUCAGGUGUACGAGCUUCUGGACGAUGAUGGUGUCUUCCUGCUCCAAGUCGCCGGUAUCCGCUCGGUAUGGCAAUAUGAGGACCUGAUCUGGGGCUUGUUCAUGAACAAGUAUGUCUUCCCUGGUGCAGAUGCAAGCUGCGCUUUGAACUGGGUCAUCGGUCAAUUGGAAAACAACGGAUGGGAGGUCAAGAACAUUGACGUCUUGGGCGUCCACUACUCGGCAACAAUCUGGCGCUGGUACAAGAACUGGGUGUCGAACAAGGACAAGGUCAUCGCUGCCUAUGGCGAGCGCUGGUACCGCGUCUGGGUCUUCUUCCUCGCCUGGUCCACCAUUGCCUCUCGUCAAGGAAGCGCGUCGUUGUUCCAGAUUACGCUCCACAAAAACUUGAAUGCGUACCACCGCAUCAACGGCGUCACGAACCAUGCGUCCAUCAAGUAUACGCCGGCAAAGGAGAUUGUCCCCAUUGUCUAA